CUCACACUCACACACACACACAAAUACCAUAUGCCUUAUUCUUCUUCCCACUUUUUUCUCUGUCCUUUUCACGCCAUUCACUUUCCCAAAUCCCUCACUUCUCACCGGAAUCCCUCCCUCAUUCCAUCCAUCCAUCCAAACACACACUCAAAUUAGGGUUUCAGUCCAUUCCAUUCCCAAUUAUUAACACAAUAUGGUUUCAGACGAACCACCCUAUUCUUUCGCCACUGAAUACGACGGUCCACCAAUCCACGGCCUCCCACGUGCUGUCCCAAUUAAUCUCCACAAAAUCCCCGUCGCCGCUGCUGCUGUCGUAACUAACUCAUGUAACGGUAAUAACAAACUGUUGUUUUCUUCUACUUUACCUGUUAUACAACCUAUACUUACAUCUCAACAUAUAUCUAUCAUCUCUAACAACUUUAACAAAAACAAUUUGUUAGUUACAACUAAUUCUCAACAACUUAUUUAUAAUAAUAUUAAUAUUAAUAUUAAUAAUAAUAAUAAUAUUAGUGAUAUUAAAUGUUUGAAGAAAAAUAUAGGGUUAUUAGGUACUGAACUUGAACCCGAAAAUGAACCCGAACUCGAAACCGAGACGAGUGUUUCGGUUUCGCCUACUAUAAGUAAUGUGAUUAGUUCAGGAGAGAUUACUGAUGUGAUGGAUAGUAGUAAUGGUGGAUGUGGACUAGGUUCGUCUUUCGUUAGCCGUGAUUUCGAGUUGUCGGGUAGGGGAGAGGGGGAGAGUUCGGGUACAUUAGGGUUUUCGGAUAGUUUUGAUAAGUCUAGGGAGUUUUCGGGGAAUUCGUUGAAGUUUAAUGAUGGGUGUAAGGAGAGUUUGGAUUUUAAUGAGAUGAAUUCCAAUCAUUCUGAUUGGGUAUCGAAUGCGUCUAGGUUGAGUUUUGAGUAUCCGUCGUCGAGGGUGUCGAGUUUGAAGACGGUGGUUGGGGAUUGUAAGGGUGAGAGUGAGAGACGGUGUGAUUUGAGGAAGAAUCCGUUGGUUAGUUUUUGUGAUGUGGAGUCGGAAGACGAGGGGUUUGUUGAAGAGGUUGGUGUUAGAAGUCAAGUUGAUUGUGUGAAGGUUAGGAAAGAGCCGGAAGUGAAGACACGGAAAGGGGCGUGUUAUAGGUGUCUUAAAGGAAACAGGUUUACGGAAAAGGAGGUGUGUAUAGUUUGUAAUGCAAAGUAUUGUGUUAAUUGUGUGCUUAGAGCGAUGGGGUCGAUGCCAGAGGGAAGGAAGUGUGUUACUUGUAUUGGGUAUUCGAUUGAUGAGUCAAAGAGGAGUAAAUUGGGGAAAUGUUCUCGAUUGUUGAAACGGUUGCUUAAUAGCCUGGAAGUUAAGCAGAUUAUGAAGGCUGAAAAACUAUGUGCCGUUAAUCAAUUGCCUUCAGAGUAUGUUUGUGUAAAUGGGAAACCACUUUGUCACGAGGAGCUUUCUGUAUUGCAAAGUUGCCCAAAUCCUCCAAAGAAGCUAAAACCCGGGAAUUAUUGGUAUGAUAAGGUUUCCGGUCUUUGGGGAAAGGAGGGUGAGAAGCCUUCAAAGAUUAUUAGUCCCCAUCUAAACGUUGGGGCUCCCAUUAUGCCUGAUGCUAGCAAUGGAAAUACAGGUGUUUUUAUAAAUGGUCGUGAGAUAACAAAAGUUGAGCUAAGAAUGCUGCAGCUAUCUGGAGUCCAGUGUGCUGGUAACCCACACUUUUGGGUGAACGAUGAUGGUUCUUAUCAAGAAGAGGGACAGAAGAACACCAGAGGAUAUAUAUGGGGGAAAGCUGGAACGAAGCUGGUUUGUGCUGUACUCUCACUUCCUGUUCCAUCUAAAACAAUUUACCCUACUGGAGAGCUGUUGAGUAACACACUUGGUCAAUCGUUGACAGACUAUUUUGACCAGAGUGCACCACAAAAACUUCUUUUAAUUGGAUGUUCUGGUUCUGGUACAAGUACCAUUUUCAAGCAGGCUAAAAUCCUGUAUAAAGAAGUCCCGUUCACCGAGGAAGAACGUGAAAGUAUCAAGUUUAUAAUCCAGAGCAACCUAUAUUGCUACCUUGGGAUUCUUCUUGAAGGGCGUGAACGCUUUGAAGAUGAGGUAUUGAACGGAAUGAAGAGAACUGAAUCUGCUGGCAGUGAGGGUGCAGAGGAUGAGAAAAUUAUCUACGCCAUCCCCCCAAGGCUGAAAACAUUUUCUGAUUGGCUUCUUAAAACUAUGGUUGCUGGUAAUUUAGAAGAUAUAUUCCCGGCUGCCACACGGGAGUAUGCACCAGUAGUUGAAGAGCUAUGGAAUCAUCCUGCCAUGCAGGCCACAUACAAGAGGCGAAACGAAUUAGAAACACUUCCCGGUGUUUCUAGUUAUUUCUUGGAACAGGCUGUUAACAUAUCGAGAGCAGACUAUAUACCUUCAGAUGUUGACAUCUUGUAUGCUGAGCAUGUUACUUCUUCAAACGGGCUUUCUAGUGUCGAUUUUUCUUUUCCUCGGUUAUCACCUGUAGAAAGCAAUGACACCAGCGAUCAACAAAGUUCUUCACUCAGGUUCCAACUUAUUAGAGUGCAAGCAAGAGGCUUUGGGGAAAGUUGUAAAUGGCUUGAGAUGUUUGAAGAUGUCCGAGUUGUCAUCUUCUGUGUUUCCCUAAGUGAUUUUGAUCAGUAUACUAUUGAUGGAGAAGGGAAUUCGGUGAACAAGAUGUUGCUAAACAAGAAGUUUUUCUCGAGCAUUGUGACACACCCGACUUAUGAUCAGAUGGAGUUUCUACUAAUAUUGAACAAAUUUGAUGUAUUUGAGGAAAAGCUUGAACGGAACCCACUAACUUGCUGUGAUUGGUUUAGUGAUUUCCAGCCAAUAGUGAGCCGCAAUAGCCACAAUAAGAACAUUAGUAGCAACAAUAUCAACCACAGCCCUUCCAUGGGACAAAUGGCUUCACAUUAUGUAGCUGCGAAAUUCAAGAAACUAUAUGCAUCGCUUACUGAUCGCAAGCUGUUUGUUUCAGUGGUGAAGGGCUUAGAACCAAACAGUGUGGAUCAGGCUCUCAAGUAUGCAAGGGAGAUUGUUAAGUGGGAUGAAGAGAAAUCAAAUUUUAACUUCAAUGAAUACUCGAUUUAUAGCGAUGAGGAAAGUUCCAACUCCCAAUGAUUCUCUACACGAAUGUACAUAAAGAGUCUUGUCACAUGAACAGAGAGGCAAGUACUAGCCAUGUGUUUUGACAUCACCCCGCUUCAUUUCUGUAGCUGUUUGAUUGAGCUGUAUUAUAGAAUUGCAAAAUGGAUCACAUUUUAGGUGAUAUAAAUGUAUGUAUGUGAUUUCUAUUUGAUCA
Erigeron canadensis is the source of this 3293-nucleotide messenger RNA. Its product is annotated as extra-large guanine nucleotide-binding protein 1. The coding region runs from base 194 to 3112 and encodes 972 amino acids. Gene Ontology annotation, cellular component: heterotrimeric G-protein complex. Gene Ontology annotation, biological process: adenylate cyclase-modulating G protein-coupled receptor signaling pathway. The transcript is spliced from 8 exons. NCBI's taxonomy places the organism in Eukaryota, Viridiplantae, Streptophyta, Magnoliopsida, Asterales, Asteraceae. The record is from RefSeq and is a predicted model, not a curated record. Gene Ontology annotation, molecular function: G-protein beta/gamma-subunit complex binding; GTPase activity; guanyl nucleotide binding.